This is a messenger RNA of Sclerotinia trifoliorum, 1270 nucleotides long. The record is from the annotation of a GenBank genome assembly. NCBI's taxonomy places the organism in Eukaryota, Fungi, Ascomycota, Leotiomycetes, Helotiales, Sclerotiniaceae.
ACACAACCUCGAACCAACGACAGCCUUAUAAACGCGACGAUGUCGAGUUCGACGGAGUCUCGGAUGUAAUGAGUUUAUAUCCAGUUCAUCACCUGUGGUCUUCUGCACAUUCGUAUGAUGUCUUUCUACCUCGGCACUGCAGUGGCAGAAAUGGUAAGAAUACAAACUCGUUACUUGUCUCGUCACAAGUCAGACCACUUGUUGCAGGUAAGCAGAGAGGCACAGAAACGAGCAGAUGUAUAGAAUCUCCAGGAGGUAGGUAGGAGGCAUAUGUUUGAGCCCAAAAUAUAAGAACAUAACUCUUGUCUAUUUUAAAAGAGUGCUAAACCACAGUUCAUCCCACUUGCGAUAUCGAACAAAGAUUGAAGCUUCGACGAUAGCUACCAUUAUCUCCGAUCCCAAUAUAAAAGAAGAAACAAGGAAUCGUUCUGCGGACUACGAAGAAAGCACAAGAUGAUAUUAUUCGAGACCGAUACCUCAGUUUUUGAACUGAUGUGGGAUCUCGGUCUUGCAUUCUUUAUUAUUCGCAAUGCAUUCAUAUAUUUUAUCCUCACAUAUCUAUCGUCCAUCUUUUUAUCAUAUAUCAGAUUGAAUCGACUUAUACCAUACAAUCAUCUCACAGCACCAGCACGAGAACUCAUCGCUUUUCCAAUAUAUAUUCUUACCGUGGCAUUAUGGGCAAGGACUGUGAUUGUAUACCAUAAUAUUCCACGCGCACUAGGAUUUAGGAUCUCAAUUGGCUUGGUGGCUGGGUUGUUCAUGGUGAUUGCGGAGUUAGUAGGGGGUUUAAUAUUAUGGGAGGAGCGGUACAAGGAAUGGAUAUGGGAGACAGAUUUACUUGGCGCGGCUUUGGGGAUAUUGUCAUUGAUGUUGUUGGAGGGGAUGCCAUGGAUAUUGAUGCUGCUUGAAAAGAGUGAGAUGCGUGAGGCUACUCAUGGCCACGGGCAAAAGUCAAUUACAGCCGCUGUGUAAGUGGUAUCAUAGGUUUUGGAUUGUGAGUUAAAAUUGGCUGAUCCUCUUUAGACUAAUGAUCGGAAAGACGGAGAAGGUAGAAAUCGAAGACAAGACGGUAAAUUGAGGUCAUGACAUAUAAAUUUCAUGUACUGCUCUGGAAGGGCUGGGGACACUGUGUAUGAUUUGUUUUCAAUUGGUGAAUAAUUACCUCAAGCCGGACCUGUAUUUACUUCACACCUUCGAUUCUUUAUCAAGAUAGUUUCUUCCAAAGCUGCAAACAUAGCUCACUACAAAACAUUCUUCAUAAACUAAUUAC